Messenger RNA from Emericellopsis cladophorae, 1167 nucleotides. RefSeq lists its product as uncharacterized. Bases 1 to 1167 code for a protein of 388 amino acids. The record is from RefSeq and is a predicted model, not a curated record. The transcript has a single exon. Lineage: Eukaryota; Fungi; Ascomycota; Sordariomycetes; Hypocreales; Bionectriaceae.
AUGGUACAGGUCGUCGACGUUGAGCCCAGCUCGCCACCAUCACACGAGCUGCUGCCCGCGUGGGGGGGGCACACGGUCGAGGGCAGCAGCCUCCGCAAGGGUCUCUCCCUCGCCCCAUCUGCCAUCCCACGAUGUGCCAUUGCGAGCAGCAUCAGCUUGGAUGACCUCCUGGGGAACACCAACAACAGCAGCAGCAGCAGCAGCAGCAGUUUCCGCCCGCUCGGCGGCGGCUUCUACGAUAGCUCUACGGAUGGCACGUCCACACCAGCGGCCUCCUCGGUGGACGACUUCUUCACCUGGGCGUCGCCUCACGAGGGCAUGCGCUUUGACUUUCUGGAGCCAACACAAGCAACUUUCCAAGAACCAAAACGCUGGAAACGGAUCCGACAUGGCCAGGAUGUCGACGGCCCCAACACGGCCUCGCUGAGCUGCAAGAAGCGUCGCUUGCGCACAGAGCUCAUCACCAGCCGCCUGUCGCAGCCCUACUCGCUGCCCGCGACGCACAUCCUCAACAGGGAGGGUGCCAAGGAGGGAGACAAGCGCUUCGCCAAGAUCGCCACCUCGUACGAUGUCGCGAGACGAGCCGCGCACUUGCACGCCACCUCGUUCCUACGCUUCUCGGUCAUGAACCGCCUCCGGCGACGGCUUGGACUGGGCCACCCCGGCCAGCGCGUGCAGGUCGAGGAGGACGCCCGACAAAGUUCACAGUCCAGGGCGCCCUGGCAGUCGUCGCCGACGUGUCCCACCGUGUCCGCUGGGGCAAAGCACCUACGGUCGUCUCGGGAGGCCCUCAUCGCCUCCUCCGCGCGAGCCAUGGGCCACGCCUCCUUCAAGGUGCAGACGUUGCUGUCCCAGCCGGCCGCCCUUCCACUGCCCACGUGCGACCUCGCCGCCGCACGCAAGAGGACGUCUCCGCGCAUCCAUCCCAUCCGGUCGCCCGAGCUCCACCCCGAACGCAGCAGCGCGUAUUACGAAGAGCUGGACGACGACGGGCUUUUCUACCUGCACGGAGACGACUGCGCAGGUCUGAGCGAGGAUCCGGAGCAGGUGUACUCGGACUUUAGCGUCAUCUUUAGCAACGGCACCGCGGCGGCGGCGGCAGAGGAGGAUCAUUCGUACGAGGAGUAUCUGGAUGAGCUCGACGGCAUAUCGUGGGUGACGAUCUAG